Messenger RNA from Eimeria necatrix, 3123 nucleotides. RefSeq lists its product as hypothetical. The record is from RefSeq and is a predicted model, not a curated record. Bases 1 to 3123 code for a protein of 1040 amino acids. The transcript has 3 exons. Lineage: Eukaryota; Apicomplexa; Conoidasida; Eucoccidiorida; Eimeriidae.
AUGCUGCUGGGGCCCCCCCCCAGGGGGGCCCCCCAGAAGGCCAAAGGGGUCUCAGAAGAAGAACCCAUUUUGGCUGUGUUGCCGCGGAGCGUGGGGGCCCCCUGGGGGGCCCCCUGGGGGCCCCCGGGGGGCCCCCACCAACCCCAGGACUCCCCCCAGGAGAAGCUGCAGCAGCUCAUUGCCAACUCCCUCGCGCAGACCCAAGCAGCGCAGCAGCAGCAGCUGCUGCUGCAGCAGCUGCUGCUGCAGCAGCAGCAGGAGGACCUCCUCGGCGACGCAGAGCAGCAGCUCGAAGGGGCCCCCUGGGGCCCCCCCAACCAGGGGGCCCCCGGGGCCCCACAGGGCCCCCUGGGGGCCCCUGAGGGGGCCCCCCUGCAGCUCGAAAAGGGUACUGGAGAGCAGCAAACUGAGAAGCUUCAGGGGGGCCCCCCUGGUGUCCCGCUCGAGGCCGAAGGUGCCAACAGCAGCAAUGCAUCUGCAGCAGCAGCAGCAGCAGCAGCAGAAGGUGCUGCAGCAGUAAUGAUGGCAGCAACGGAGAGGGAGAGGGAUGAUGCAGCAGCAGCAGCAGCAGCAGCAGCAGCAGCAGGUGCCGAUGCAACUGCAGCAGCAGAAGUCGAAACUGAUGGCGCAGCAGCAGAAACAGCAGCAGCAGCAGCAGCAGCAGAAAUGGCGGAAGUCGAUGGCAAAGCAGCAGCAGCAGCAGCAGCAAAAGAAGCCAGUGCAGCAGCAGCAAAAAGACACACCGCAGCUACAGUGUCAAAAAAACAAAGUGCAGCAGCAGCAGCAGCAGCAGCAGCAGCAGCAGCAGAAGAUAGAGCAGCAGAAAAAGAUGAAUCAAAAGACAAGGAGAAGUCAGCAGCAGCAUACAAAAGUGCAGCAGCUGCAGCAGCAGCAACAGCAGCAGCUGACAAAAGUGCAGCGGCGCCAGUAGCAGCAAAAUGGAUCGCAGCAGCAGCAGCAGCAGCAAAGGAACGUAAAGAAGCAGCAGCAGCAAAUGAGAGUGCAGCAGCAGCCGCGGAGAAAGAUGGCGCAGCAGCAGAAAGCUUAGCUGCAGCAAACGACAAAGCCACCACUGCAGCGUCAAAAGGCUCCACUGCAGCAGCAGCAGCAGCAGCAGCAGCAGCAGCAGCAGCAGAUAGCAGCUCGUCAGAAGACAGCAGCACAACAACAGAUGAAAGCUCUUCAGAAGAAGACACUACAACAACAACUGAAGACAGCACAUCUUCAGAAGAAAGUGCAGCAGCAGCAGCAGCAGCAGCAGCAGCAGCAGAACUCAGUGCAGCAGCAGCAAAUACUAGUGCAGCAGCAGCAGAUAAUAAUGCAUCGGAAGAGAUAGUAUUUCGUUCAGCAGCACCGCGGAAACCAGCAGCAGCAGCAAAGGGGGGUAAAGCAGCAGCAGCAGCAGCAGCAGCACGACACAAUGCAAGAGCAGCAGCACAAGACAAUGCAGCAGCAGCAGCUGCUGCUGCAAGAGAAGAUAAUGCAGCAGCCACAGAGGCUACAGCAGCACCAUUAGGAGGUGAUGCAGCAGCAGCAGCAGCAGAAAACAGGAAAGCAGCAGCAGAGUCAGAAGGCAGCGCAGCAGCAGCAGCAGCUGCUGCUGCUGCUGCUGCUGCUGCUGCUGCAAAAGAUCGUGCAGCAGCAGCCGAAGAGAGUGCAGCAGCAGAAGACAGUGCAGCAGCAGAAGACAGUGCAGCAGCAGCAGAAGACAGUGCAGCAGCAGCAGAAGACAGUGCAGCAGCAGCAGAAGACAGUGCAGCAGCAGAAGACAGUGCAGCAGCAGAAGACAGUGCAGCAGCAGCAGAUGAAGACAGUGCAGCAGCAGCAGAUGACAGCGAAGACAGCGCGUCGCUGCAGGCUGAGACAGAUGAGGCUUUUGCUGCAGCAGCAGCAGCAGCAGCAGCAGCAGAUGUCGAGCCCGCUGUGGCUUCUGCUGCAGCAGCAGCAUGGGACCUUAGGAGGACAGCUGCUGCUGCUAGGCGCGCAGAAGAAGCAGCAAAAGCAGCAAGAAUUGCUGCAGCAGCAGCAAGGGGCAUCUCGCUGCGGCCAGCCCCCGAGUCAGCAGCAGACACAAGCGAGGGGCCCCUCAGAAAGUGGGAAGACUCAGAUUCUCUUUCAGAAGAAACAACAGAGUCUGAAGAGGGACUUUCUGGGGACUUUGUACCCUUGGGGGGCCCCCCAGGGGGCCCCCGGGGGACCCCCUGGGGGGCCCCCCAGCGGGCCUCGCUGGAGGCCUCGCUGCGGGCAGUGGGGGGCCCCCUGCGGGGCGCGAGGGGCCCCCUGGGGGCGGGGGGGGCCCCCCUGGGGGCCCCCCUGGGGGGCCCCCUGGAAGGGCCCCUGGGGGGCCCCCUGGGGGGCCCCCGAGGGGGCCCCCUGGGGGCCCCCCCAAGCUCUCCAGAAGAGCCAGGGCCCCCCAGCCUCUCGUGGGGCCCCUCUAGUGAGCUCGGAGAAGAGCCCGAAGAGGGUACUAAACAGUUUGGGGGCCCCCACUGGGAUAUAGGGUUGGGGGGCCCCCCGGGGGCCCUCGAUGCUUCAGAGACUGAGGGGGCCCCCUCUCCUGUUUUUUUCCUCAAAGAGUCUGAAGAAGAAGAGGGGGCCUCUGCUGCUAAUGAAGAAGAAGAAGAUAUCUUUUGGGGCAGCAGCGAGGGGGCCCCCUGGGGGCCCCUGAGCGGGCUGGGGGCCCCCCCCGAGGAGGGCCCCCAAGAGGGUUUGGACCCCGCGGGGGGGCCCCCAGCAGCAGCAGGCCUCGCCAGCAGCAGCAGGUACUCGCAGCAGCAGCAGCAAGGGCAGGAGCCGCAGCAGCAGCAGCAGCAGCAGCAGCAGCAGGGGCGCGAGCCAGGGCAGCAGGGAAAGCCGCAGGAGGGUCAGGGGGGCCCCCCGAGGGGGGCCCCCAAGACCCCCGGGGGCCCCCCUAGAGGGGGCCCCCGAGAAGACAGGGGCCCCCAAGAAGCCUAUGGGAUUUCAGCUGGAGCAGCAGCCGCCGCAGCAGCAGCAGCAACAGCAGCAGCAGCAGAGCAGCAGCAGCAACAGCAGCAGCAGCAGCAACAGCAGCAGCAGCAGCAGCAGCAGUGCAGUUUCAGUUCUUUGUUUGGGCCGGCGGGCCACCAGGGCCAACGCCCAUAA